Messenger RNA from Sclerotinia borealis F-4128, 1812 nucleotides. The record is from the annotation of a GenBank genome assembly. Lineage: Eukaryota; Fungi; Ascomycota; Leotiomycetes; Helotiales; Sclerotiniaceae.
AUGGCAUGGAUGAAGGGGUUGUUUACAAGAGCAGCUUCGUUGCAUGCUUCGCUAUCUCAAUAUUCUACAAACGGGCUAUCUACAUACGGAUGUUUGAAUGCCUCUACACUUCCCCCGUUCAUAGCUGAUAAUUCGUCUCCUGGAUACCCUUGGGGAAACGCCAAGGAAGGACCAGGGAUUCCACCUAAUACCGGAAAGACACGGUACUAUGAUCUUACAGUAUCUAGGUCCAUCAAGGCACCAGACGGGUACCAGAAGAAUGUCAUCUUGAUAAAUGAUCAGUUCCCGGGACCACUCAUCGAGGCCAACUGGGGAGAUGUGAUUAGUGUCAAAGUCACAAACAAUAUUACUGAUAAUGGGAAAGAAGGACUGAGUCUUCAUUGGCAUGGUCAACCGCAGAAACUCACUCCUUGGGCGGAUGGUGUACCCUCGGUCACUCAAUGUCCCAUUGCACCCGGCAGUAGCUUUAUGUACGAGUUUCGAGCGGAAUCUUAUGGAAGCAGCUGGUAUCAUUCGCAUUUCAGCGCUCAGUAUAGUGAUGGUCUCUUUGGGCCGAUGGUCAUUUAUGGUCCUAAAAAUGUGGAUUAUGAUAUCGACCUUGGCCCCGUGAUGCUGUCCGACUAUAUUCAUCAAUCCUAUCGUGGUGUAAUUGAAGGCGUAGCGGCAAAAGUCCCCAUUGGUCCGAUCUUUCCACAUGUCGACAACAAUCUAAUCAAUGGGAAGGGCAUCUUCAAUUGUAAUUCCACUCCAGGUGGUAUAUGUACCCCGGAUGCAGGACUUUCCAAAUUCAAGUUUACUAAAGGCAAAACACACCGUCUCCGACUCAUCAACGCCGGUAGUGCAGGCACGCAGAAAUUCUCCAUUGAUGGACAUCAACUUCAAGUCACCGCAGUCGAUUAUGUUCCAAUCAUCCCUUAUACGACCAACGUAGUCACCCUUGCGAUUGGGCAAAGAGCAGAUGUUGUGGUAACAGCAUCAGGACAGUUGAAUGAUGCUGUCUGGAUGCGAUCUGAUCUUGAUGUUCCUUGCAUGACUCUGACCUGUACGAACCCUCAUGGUCUGGCAGCAAUUUAUUAUGACAACGCAAAUACGACGACUGCACCAACUACGACAGGUGUGGCAUGGGAUAGUAACGAUUGUGCCAAUGACCCCUUGCAUCUAACCGUCCCUUACACAGCGGUCAAACCACCCGAUACUCCAGCCAUUACGCAGAAUAUGGAGAUAACUGUUGGCGUAAACUCAUCAGGCAGUGCGCUUUUCACCGUGAACAACAUAACCUUCCGAGCUGAUUACAAUUCACCUCUCCUCCUCCUUGCCAAACAAGGAACUCCUGUCUCAACCCUCCCUCUCGACUGGAACAUCUAUAACUUUUCCACUUCUCCCUCGAUCCGCAUCCACCUCACGAACCUCUGGGAUACCACCCAUCCCAUGCAUCUCCACGGCCACGACUUCUUUGUCCUAGCCGAAGGGAGAGGAACCUGGGAUGGCACCAUCACAAACCCCUCUAAUCCUCUCCGUCGCGAUACACAACUCAUGAGACGCGGCUCGGUAUCUAGCCCUACUUACUUAGUCAUAGAAUUCGAAGCAGAUAAUCCUGGAGUUUGGCCAUUGCAUUGUCAUACCAGUGCGCACGUUAGUGCAGGGCUGUUGGUUAAUAUUUUUGAGAGGCCGGAUUUAGUGGCUGAGGGGAGAGAUGAGAGGGGCAUGAUUCCACAGGUAGUAAAGGAAACUUGUGAUGCGUGGAAUGCGUACACGGAUAGUGGGGGCGAAGUUGAUGAGAUUGAUUCAGGACUCCGCCGUCGAAGAUCUUGA